GCAGCCGUCCGACGGUCCAGUACGUGUCGUCGCUGUCCGAGCUGCCUCAGGCCCUGCAGCCGUACUACACGCAGGGCUACGUCCUGGCUGCCCUGCACCCCAUCAUCCUGUCUGUGGGUCGGACGCGCUCGAUGCCCUUCAGCCUGUUGUACCGCGCCAUCCUGGCCCGACCCAGACCCAGUAGGCAGACGGCGUCCAUGUGUCACAGUGUCCCGGUGCUGAAGGUGGAGGAGUGGCCUUUACCCGGCGACUCGCUGACGGGCGACACUGUCAGAGCGCUCAUCGACCGGGUGAACAGCAGCGCUCGAGGGGGCGUUCGAUUCGUGGGCUCGGUCCUCCAGCAGGUGAGCGGGAUCACGAACGGCCGGGUGCACAGUCCGAAGAGGGGCUGUCGCUCUCCCCCACGCUCGCCUCCUCGAACUCCGCCUGGAGACGCAGAGCUGGAGGAAAACACCUACAGUCCUGACUUGAGGUUGCUGGUCUUCUUCCACUCCUGGGCUCCAGGCUGUGCUCCUCUGGACUCGCUGGCCUGUCAGUACCACCAGGGGGCGCUCUCCAUGCGGGUCUCCAGGAAGGGUCAGGUGGUCAGCGCCCUGGAGGCCGACUGGCUGGAGCUGACCACCGCCUACUACCGCAAAGGCUGGUCGCUGGUGGACUCCUUCGUCUACUGGGACACGCCGAGAGGUGAGCCGGUGCCCAGAUCACUGGAGGGUUUGUUUGUUUAUGAGGAGAGAAGCACGUCUCCUCCCGCCAACGACACCAUCGUGGUCGAGCAGUGGACCGUCAUCGAGAGCUCCAAUGUGAAAACAGACUACGGGCCCCUUCUUCACACGUUGGCGGAGUUCGGUUGGCUGCUCACGUGUGUGCUGCCCACGCCCAUCAUCCGACACGACAGUGAAGGGAACCUGGCCACCAAGCAGGUCGUGUUCCUGCAGAGGCCCGUCAGAGGUCCGACAGCCGGACAACAGAGGAACCAGACUCUACCCGCGCGCAGCGACGUGUCCAGUCGCUCUGUGAGCCGCUCGGUCAGCAGCAGCGCCGCCGUCCCGCCAGAGGAGCUCUCUCCCACCGCGGGAGGCAUCGGCGGCUUUCCCGUGUUCGGAGGGGGGUAUCCCAGCGCCCUGUCCCACCUGGAGGAGAACGGCUUCGAGCAGGAGGAAGGGAAGGCCGAGGUCACGUGUAUGUGAGCAGGAAAACGGAUUUAACUUUUCCUCCAGGAGUUUAACUUCAGGAUUCAAACAGUGUUGGACUAACGGAGAAAAAAGACUUGAAGUCUCCACAGACAUCAGCCGUUGUGUUACUUUUAAAGCUCUGCACUUUUUAAAAUGUUUUUAUUGAAGCCAUGAGGUUUUGUUGAGAUGGAUCUGUAUCUGAAACUUUACAUAGAAUCACACACACACACACACACACACCUAUGAAGCACAAACUGAUUUCUGCACGUUAUGGAAUCAACACUGGUGAACAAACGAGGGAUUCACCUUUUUUUUAAACAAUAUCACUUGUUGUACUUUUUGUUUUUUGUUUCACACAUUUUUUUCUCAAUUGAACAGAGAGAAAGUUCUUCUCAUCUCCAUCAAGGCUUUUGUUUUAUGCUUGAAGAAGUUUCAACACCUUCAUAUCAACCUCAGGUCAGACUCCGCUCUUCUCCUCCAGAAUAUUUGGUACUGACAGUUUGCAGGCUGAGGUCUGAAGGUGCCGACAGUUACUACGACCAGACGAUGUUAGACUCCCUCGUCAUGUUUAAUCUGACUGUUUGAAUCAUUCUGGAAAUGGUUUAUGUCCACUCAUGCAUUUGUUUGACAGUAUUAUUUAAUAUUUGUUCGGCUGCUGUUGGUGUUACGGUUUUUUUUUUUUCCUUGUUUAAUCUGCUGCUUUUUUGCUUUAGAGCGUAGAUGGUACUGACGUUUCCUGUUCAGAGAAACCCACCGAAAACAUUUUAUAUUUUACUCAAUGUUGGACCAAUCCACGAUUAUACAAAAUCAACUUUGAGUUGAUCUGACUGAUGUAUUUUUUGUGCUUUUUAAAAACUAGAUUUUACACUUGUCUUGUUAAAGGUUUAUAUCUUCAGCAGGAACCUGUGGGCUCAGUUUCACAGAAGAAUUAACUCAACGCACUGACUUACUGUUGGUUUUGGUCAUUUCUUUGGACUUGUUGACAACAAGAAGGUCAAAUAAUAGUCGUAGAUACGUUUCCAGUUAUUUCUCAACCAACACAAAGUUCAGUCUUUAUUCAGACGACAGCAGUUGAGCUACAACUUGAACAACUUUACCUGCGAUUACUAUAAAGUGUUUUUCUUUCCAGGAAAAUAUUAAGAGAUGAUUUGGAGAAGGGCAUUAAAAAUAAAUCGUUUUUUUAAAACCAUUCAUCAUUAAUGACGUUAUGGCAGGAGAGCAAAUGUUAGAUCUGUUCUUCUAAUGCUAUGAAAGGGAAACAUUCGAUUUUUUUUGUCUUUUUGAAGACACAGUGUUGAAAAUAUCUUCAGACAUUUUCCCUCACAACUGGGUUUGAACUAAUUAUGAUGCAGGAGGAAGUUUAGUAAAACUAAUAAGUCGUCAUUGAUGAAUCUGCAGAAAUCUCAAGAUGUUAAUGUUAACGAUGUGACCAGAACACUGACUCCUCCUAUUUGAACAGCAAAUAUUUGGCUUUAUUUUUAAAUGAUUAUUUUAUAAUCAGAAUAAUUAAAUUUUCUGUCCACUUAUAGUAUAUUUGAGAUUUUCCAGUGAGUGACACAGUGCCCAGGUUUAAAGUGGUUUCAUGUAACCAUGGUUAUAUGUAUAUGAUGUGUUCAUCAUCAGGUUUAAUAAAUGUCAGUAUUAAUGUUGACUUUGUACAUUUUGCUUCUUUUAUUUUUUUUAAACUCAAUUAUCUCAGUGUUCAUUAAAAUGACUCAUUUACGUCCUAAUCAAUCUGCAGUUUGACGUCAGUGUCAUCACAUUCACACAAAUGUUUUCAAUUUCAAUCUACAUCCAUGCACACACACCUGCAAACAGAUCACAUGACCAUUCACAUACACGUGUCAUGUGGUGUAAACAGGAAGUAGCUCGUUCACUCUCUUUCCAGAAUUCUUUGUUUCUAGGAUUAAAACCAAAUAUCACCAAAAUAUUAAUCCCUUCAAAAUGCCAAAUUUUUUUCAAAGAUUCACCAAAACGUUUUGGUUCGUCUCUGACCCAAGCCACGCCCUUUCAACCGUUUUCAUGGUAAUAAUAAUUCUGCUAAACAGACGAAAACAUCAGGUAAAUAAAGUGUGGAUGUUUCCUCAUUGAUAUAAAAACCAGCGAUCUGAAUAAUAGGUCUUUUUUAUUAACAGACAUCAUGUAAAUGUCGACAGUAACAAAAUUUUUUAGUCCAUUUAAAAAAAAAAAAA
Molecule: messenger RNA, 3364 nt
Organism: Paralichthys olivaceus (Japanese flounder)
Lineage: Eukaryota; Metazoa; Chordata; Actinopteri; Pleuronectiformes; Paralichthyidae
Source: RefSeq, a predicted model, not a curated record